AUGCUGUCGAGCUCUGUCCCAGUCAAAGCUACCAUAUUCAGCGAGUGGCAUGAUUCUCGUCUUGUCCCAUGGAAGCACUUUGUGCCAAUACAGAACCACUUCGAGGAUAUCUGGGGUGUACUGGACUACUUCCUGCCUGGCUGCUUACUCGACCCAGGCCAUGACACCAGCAGCUCGACUGGCAAACAGGACUGUGCGGGACAUGACGGGGUAGCGGAACGGAUCGGCCUUGAUGGGAGCCAAUGGGCGCAGCAGACUCUUCGCAAGGACGAUAUGAUCUUGUACCUCUUCCGGUUGCUGCUGGAGUUUGCAAGGCUUUUGCACGGACAUCAAAGAAGGGAGGUUGAUGUUUGUGGCGACAGGGGGACUGAUUAGUAAAAAAGGUGUGGAUUAGCGCGAAUGCCCUGCAUUAGAAUCCAACCGAAAACCUUUCCAACCUGGUGAAGGGGAGAUUACGAGCUGCUACGAAAUGACCUUUUGUGGUGAUCUCUUAAUUAUCUGAAAUUCAGUUCUCUACUCGUCAAUCUGCACUGCACGUGCUACAACUGAGACUGAGCAUUAUAGCUGGUCUAUAGGGAAGCUAGUAGCAGGAAACGAACGACCACCAUUCUUAUCACCGCUUAGCGACCUCGCUCUUCUGUAAGCUCCGCAAUUGCAUGAGACAUCGGCUCUUUGACCUGUGUUCUUCGACUAAUCUCUGACAGGGUCCUCAUGACACAGGAAAUCGAUCAAACGCCUCUGUUGAUGGGCCAGCACGUGGAUGAUCUGUCUGGCGAUGAAAAAGAGAGACUGCAGGAUAGAGGACUGGAUAAUAGAGUCUUUCGGAGGUUCAAACUCCUACUGGUCACUGUUUGGGCACUCUUUGCGCUUUGGGGCGCCAUAGAUUUGGGAAGGCGGGUGGUUCACGUACUGGUUAUGCGUGUGCCACUCCUGGCCCAGGUUGAGAAUCCCUGUGCUGGUUGUGGUGAGACGUUCGAAGAGUCCAUCUCUCGAGGAUGCAAAUACGACUGGGUUGUGGGUCAAUGGCAGCAGCCCCAUUGUGUCGACGAAGACCUGGACAACGAAUUUCGUGAGGUCGCAAUAUUCAAUGCAUCCUGGCCUCUCUACUUCGACAGCGAAGGCAAAGAGCCUGUGCCUCUCGAUGUACUGCUCAAUAUCCCAUUCCCGACUGUCUGGCAGACGCGUGGAUACCACUUUUGGCAUUGUAUCUUCACUUGGCGGAAGGAGUGGCGCGCGUUCACAAUGCAGAAAUCGACGCUGGAUCCAUACGUCUCUGGCGAAAAACACGUCAUGCAUUGUGCAGACGUACUCAUAGGCAACCAAAGAUUGGAUGAGAUACCUUGA
Molecule: messenger RNA, 1344 nt
Organism: Lecanosticta acicola
Lineage: Eukaryota; Fungi; Ascomycota; Dothideomycetes; Mycosphaerellales; Mycosphaerellaceae
Source: the annotation of a GenBank genome assembly